Molecule: messenger RNA, 4370 nt
Organism: Pelobates cultripes (western spadefoot toad)
Lineage: Eukaryota; Metazoa; Chordata; Amphibia; Anura; Pelobatidae
Source: the annotation of a GenBank genome assembly
CUCAUCAUCAUGAACUUUAAACCCCAAGUUCCACAUGUCAGACUGCAGAUCCUGCUUAUCUCAGCUGAUAAGUUUAAAGCUGUGCGUGUUCGCAGGGGUAUAAAAUGCAGACAGAAGCCAACAGCACUCACAGGACAAGCACCAGCCACAAGAAGCACAGGUAAGAGAUUACAACAGACUUGGUGAAUAGCCAAUGCUCCCUUGUGUGGGAUUCCUGGGGCAGCUUUCCUGGCACUGGAAAUCUGGCUUCAUUUUUGAUGAUAAAGAAGGAGGGAGCGAUCAUUUUAUUUGGAUGAAUUUGUUUUUUCUUCUCCGUUUCCAAGAUUAGCUCAGUCUAAUCUUAUUGAAUCUGCUUAUUCACUAAACAUCGAAUUGUAGUGAAUUGGAAAACAAUAUUUCAAAGCGUAGAAAAAAAAUGUUCUGAGUACAAAUGAUUCUCCACUUCAGCCACAGACACAAAUUUACUCUGUUAGCAAGAAUGUUUUAAUUCGGUGUUCAUUUCACCACAAUUCAAUGUGUAGCGAACAAACUUAUUCGAAAGUCAUUAUAUAGAAAUAUCAUCCUAUUAUAAUAACUGAGAGAAAUAGACCUUUCAUAUUAACCCAUUUUUAAUAUCCACUCUCUUUCUUAAUUGUAUAAUAAUUAAUGACUAAUGUUUACAUGUCCAAAAUAAAUUUUCAAAUGUUAUUUAAAAAUACAUUUUUAUAAUGACUUUGAGGCUGAGAAUUUGAAUCCUGCUCGAAGUGAAUCUUCAAACAGGAAUGAAACAUUAGGCCUUUAUUGCCAGGAUUAACCCCCCUCAUUGCUGAGGUGGCCUGAUCUGUUUCUUACUUUAUGAUGUUUUUUUAAUAUGGUUUUGUUGUGAUGAUUAAUAGACAGGAAUCUUACUCGCAGCAUUUACGCGAGCCGCCUUAUUACGGGUUUGUUAUUAUUUCACUUUAUGAUAUUUCAUAUAUUACAUUAUACUUUAGAAACCACGAAAAUGACUUGGGACACAUUGUAACUGCACGUUUUCUCUGUAACUUUAUAAACGUUAACUUAAUGCUGUUGCAAAUGUUUCCAUUGACUUGCUGAAGAGCCCCAAGAGCCCGAAAUUGGCUGUGAGUGGAGAUUCUUUCCUUCCCAUUCCAAAAUGUUCUACUUCUCUCUGAAAAUGUUAAAAUAGCACAGGGCAAAAAUGUGGUUGCUCUUUCUUAAGAAGCUAUUUACUAAAGUAGAAAUUGUUGGGAAUUCACCAGGGAUUUUCUAAAGUUAAGGACAACUCUAUUUUUUAUAGUCUGCCUGCAGCGGCCUAAAAUUCUCGGUGAAUUUUUUGCACUUCGUAGUUAUGUGUGUGUGUGUUUUGUAUGUUUUCCUUAUAUAUGCUUACAUAUAUAUAUUGUAUAUUUAUUGCUUCCCAUUCUGUUCUUUUGACUCUGUAUGUUAUGACAUGAGAUGAGCGCAUGGCUUUUCUUCAUUUUUUGUUAUUUAAAAUCUAUUUCAUAGAAUAUGUUUGUGAUUCUCGUUUCUUACUCUGUAUGUUUUACAGCUAGCACGAACAACUUGCAGCCAUGAGAGGCUUCGUUUUCAGUCUUGUACUGCUCUUCCUUGCAGGUAGGUAGUCAUGAUCACAGGAAAACACGUUUAAUGAUUAAACUGUUGGGUGAGCAUGAUGACAGCCAUCAGUUACAACAGUAGGAUCGUCAUAUCUUACACGCUACCAACCUAAAGGGUUACGUCUGAUAAUUACUGCUGGAGAGAUACCUGUUGGCAAGCUCUCCUCCAUACACUAAUAUCAUAUUUAUCCCUUGACUGUAUACUGUGUGAUUCUUUACACUGUAUAGAACAGAAUUAAUCCCCAACUGUUGCAGGACUGCAAUUCUCAUGAUUCUUUGAAAGCCUUAAUCUCUAGCCACUAAUGGUUACUAAAGUGUUGAUUCCCCUUUAACCAUUGUUUCUAAAAAAUCCCACAAAAAAAACCUCUUGAAAUAAAAUGAAAUGGAAUAUACAUAAUAUAAAGAAUGUAGUUGACAUCUGUGAUACCCCAGUUUAUGCUAAAUCCCUUCUAAGAUUUUCUAGAAAAACAAAAUGGCUUCUACCUGUUGCCCUAUCAUGGCACUGUGGCUAUGUAUAUUUGCUGAUAUAAGCUGUUUUCAUAGAAAAGUUUCUAGAAGAUACUUCGCAUUUUCAAAAUAUUUAAAACCUGUUUAGGUUAAGGUAUAUCCUGUUUUAUGAAGUUUAGCUCAUGGUUUAGACAGCUCCCUCUUUCAUAAAGAGUACAUAUGGUAACUCAACGGCAACAGUCUGACUGAGUUACAAAGACCUAUUAACCACAUGAAACCAUAAAAUAUAACAAUCUUUCGGUGUCAGUCUUGUUUUGGGCAUCUGUCACUAUUGUUAAAUCACAUUCAUUUUCUAUUAUUGUUCUCUACAGGAACCCAGGCUCGGUACCCUUGGCAGCAUGAUGAGCCCCACACUCCACUUCAGCAGGCCCGAGAGAUCAUUGACUCUUACCUAACCAAAGUUAAGGAAUUGGGCAAAGAGACCGUUAGCCAACUGGAUGAGUCAGGAUUUGGAAAACAACUUGAGUAAGUUGCCAGUUUCAAGCUGGGAAAUGGACCUCCCAAUAUUUCAAAUGUACAAAGAGGGUCUGGGUGGGGAUGUGGCCAGUGAUGGGGUAUGUUCUGAGAUAUUUUAAGUGACUUACUCAUAAUAAUUUAUGAAACUAAAAUGUAAUUUAGAACAAGAAGAAUGUAUCUUAUUUGUAAAGACUGAUUUCUAAACACAUUUAUUGUAAUUUAAAGACAUGUUGCUGAGAGUAUUAUUGCUCUGGAGUUCCAAAAAAAGAGUGACAGAGGGAAAUGGGCCCAGAAUAGAGACUGUUCAUCCUAAGUAGGGACACUUGGGAGGUAUGGAAAUGAAAGGGUGGAAUAAAGAUAUCAUUGACUUAUAGACAAUGAAAUUCACAAUGCCCAACAAUAAUAUAAUACGACGAAUGCUUGACCUGGUGCUGAUAAACUAGGCAUGGCUUUGAGAUUAGUCUCGAGUUAAUUAAUAGACAAUAAAAAUCUCCCUUUUAUCUAUAAGAAUAAAACUGUACUGGGCAGAGGAAAAUGUGAAAAAUGACUAUUUUCAUAGUAGAGUUUAUUUAAUAAAUUGCAGUAAGUUGUGCGCUGUCUGAAUAACAAAUUUGGGGCUAAAAUGGAAACACUCUCCUAUUCAGGGAUAGUCAUAAUUUGGCUAUUUCAGCCCGAGUUUCUAUUGAGGUUUCAGUUCACUAUAUUUUUUAGGGUUUACUGAAUAACCCUGAUUGGGGAUGAUAAUACUUGAUCCAAAUUAUUUACAAGUUUAUUUUAGGAUUCUAAUGGCAUCUUUGCAACUUUUUAAUUAACAUUGGUAAUGCAGUCUUUAUUGUUAUGGCAGAUUAAGUUAUUGAUGUCAUUUUUGUAAUUAUGCUAUGUUCUAACCCUUUCCAUUUAGACUGAAGCUAACUGAGAAAUUUGAGACCCUUAGCACAAAUGCCCUUCAGUUGAAGAAAGAGAUUCGUCCCUAUCUGGAUAAUGUCAGAGAGCAGGUGGCUAAGGAAAUUGGGAAAGACAUUCCGAUUAUCCAAGAGAAAGUACGUCCCAUCCUGGAAGCGUUCCAUAAACGAUGGAUUGAGGAAGUCAAGGCAUACCAGCAGAAAGUAGAACCCCUGGGUGCUGAGCUACGUAAGCAGACCAAGGAGAACUUCGAUGCCUUCAGAGCCAAGGUUCUGCCCUAUGCCGAGGAACUUAGGGACAAGCUGCGUGCUGAAAUUGACACCCUACGCGUUACACUGGGCCCUUUAGGUGAAGAAGUGAGACAGAAAGUUGCAGAGAAAUUGGAAGAACUCAAGGCCAACGCAGGUCCCCGUGCUGAGGAGAUCAGAGCCCAGGUUGCUCAACAGAUCGAAAACCUGAAAGAGAAACUCGCACCUCUGGCCCAGAAUCUCAGAGAACGUCUUCAGCCCCAUGCAGAGGAAGCAAAAAACAAGUUGGCUAAACUAGUGGAAGUAGUGAGGGCCAGGCUUAACCAGCAAGCAGCAUAAACCCAUUCCCUGUUCAAAAACUUCAUGAAGCCAUGGUGCUAUCGAAAUCAGUAUCUCUCGAUCCAUCACAUCAGUUUCUAUUCCUUUUACCAUACAAAUAGUACUGAUGAGAGAUAUUAUGUUAACAUGCUGCUAACUUACCAAUCCUCUUUUCACUUUGUGGCUCAGAAGAUAAAAUAUUAACAUGAUUUUAAAAUCUACUUUGCUGUUUACAUAUUACACAUUGCUUACCUCCUUCUUUAAAACAACAUACCUAUGAAUUCUAAGGUUUCAUUGACUAAAAUAAAAUGCGUUGGUAAUCUAUUGCUGGUGUUCUCUGUGU